AUGGGGGAGUGUUUGAUGUAUGGUUUGGACCUGGAGUCUCGAUGUCUAGCAAGUGUCUUGAAUGAGGAUACCGUUCAAUUUCUGAUAGGAACGAACAAUAUUAAACUUGAUAAUCAGAUAUGUCUGUUAACUGUAGAGGAUAACUAUGCCCGAAUAUCCUCUCAAGCUUUUGUUCACAGUGCUGGCGAAAUACGGGCUAUAGCAGGCUCAUCGGAAGACCAUGAUAUGUUCGCAUGUAGCUCAGCAGAUUACAGGGAAACUACUCCCAAAUUUGGCCAUUCCAUUUAUAAAAUGAAUCGGGAACGUAACCAGUUAGACACCUUAGCUUCGACAACUUCCGAAUUCUGCCCGAAGAGUUUUGAGUGGGAAAGUCAAACUAACACUGGAAGUGCGUUAACUUCCAAAGAUUUGACACUGUUUGACAUGAACCAAGACUUGAAGGUUAUAAGGAAGCAACCGUUAAAUGACACUGUGAAUGCUCAGGCUUGGAGCCCACACAAUGGAGGUAGAGAUCUAGGAAUUGCAAUGAACUCUGAUGUACUUUACUAUGACUGCAGAGACUUGGAACGGCCAAGCUUCACUAUUGAGAACGCUCACGUUCAUAGAGUUCUUCAUUUGGAUUUCAAUCCAAACCUGCAAUAUGGCAUUGCCACUUGCGGAGACGACGCUGCUGUGCGAAUUUGGGACUCACGGAAAUUGCAAAAGCCUCUUAUUGUACUUCGUCCUCAUGCGCAUUGGAUCUGGCAGGUUCGAUACCAUCCCGUGCACGAUCAGAUUCUCUUGACAUCUGGCAGUGACGCGUGUGUGGUUUUGAAUUGCGUGCAGUCUGUGAGUAGUGAAGCUGACUCUCAGAAUACUGAAGAAGGUACGGAACGUUUGGAGGAUGGUGUACUCGAAACAAUAGAAGAACACGAAGAAUCUGUAUAUUCCUGUACUUGGUCUCAUGGCGAUGCAUGGACAUUUGCAUCUCUUUCUCACGAUGGAAGGGUGGUUGUUUCCAGGGUAAAGCGAGAACACAAAUAUGCUCUAAUGCAGUGGUGA
Molecule: messenger RNA, 1041 nt
Organism: Auanema sp. JU1783
Lineage: Eukaryota; Metazoa; Nematoda; Chromadorea; Rhabditida; Rhabditidae
Source: the annotation of a GenBank genome assembly